GCCCCGACAAGCACGCAAACUUCUUUGUUUCCUUCCAGCAAACGCCGCCUGAAGUUGGCGUUGUUGCCCGACAAUCUUACGGAAUCGGGAAGGUUUUUCUUAGGCGACUUUGGGCUUAUCAGCACCACAGGCGAUCAGAUAUCGUUGAGACAGGGAAGCGUUUGUUAAGAUCGACUUGCCAACUCUGUUGGUUCUCAAUGCCUUGGCGACAAGAUUUGGUAUGAGGUUGGGGAGGGUCAACGCAAACCGUGACAUAUACGUCUCUGUUAUCACGGUGCGAUCGCCACGAUGCCAAUUCUCGAUUUGAUAGCAUCGAUCACCGGCGAAAAGCCGCCCACGUCGGCGAACCCUCCCCCCCGUCCCAGCCCCGCAUUGCCGAAGCGGAAGGCGGAGGAUGAGAUUCGCCCGGGAGGCACCAAGGUGGCCCGCGUUGAUUCUGCCUCAGAGAAACAGUCUAAAUCGAAUGGCAACUCCCCAAGAUCAUCACCUCGGCCGGCGGAUCGAUCACUUGGCGGCUCCGGCGAUAAGCAAGCCCCCAAGGUACCAUCUGCGGCGGACAAGAAGAGCUUGAACGGGAAGCCGAGCGCGGCAGGGAACAAACCCAGCAAUGCUGGAGCAACGUGCUCUACUGCCAACACGCCACUGUCUUCCCGCCCGGCGACGAGCCGGCCAAACCCGACAGAAGCUGGACCGCCGAGAAAGCGAUCGUAUGCCGAGAUCAUGGCACGGGCGAAGGCUAACUCGGAGCAACGGGAGGCUCUGGUUAAGAUUCAACACAAAACCGUCGAACGGAGCAUGACCAUGAAAGAGCGCAAGGAACUCAAGGCGGCAGAAGCCAAAAAAGCGAGGAUGGCUGGCGGAAAGUCUGCAAUCGGCCGGUCUGGCACUGCAAGCACACCUGUGCGUGAUACAGCGAGGGCGCCUGGGGCGCGAAACGGUCCUUCGUCCGCGUCGACGAACGGGAAGAAGGCGACACCAGUUGAGGGGAAGAAGGUUAAGAAGGCGGCAUUGGCGACAACAGGGUAUACCGGCACUGCACGACCUCGUCCAGGCUCGACAGCCGCCAGGCCUGGAGUCUCAAGCCGGCCUAGCUCCGAGACCCAUGCUCGUGAUAGACCACGGUAUGGUCUCUCGACCUCGCGGAGAUCAUAUGAAGAAGACGAUGACGACUUGGACGACUUCGUCGUUGACGAUGAGGAGGAAGAGGGUGCACCCGGUUAUGGGAUCGCCCGCGAAUACCGGUAUGAGUCAUACGAUGACGAGUCGGACAUGGAAGCUGGCCUAUCCGAUAUCGAAGACGAGGAGAAAAUGGCCGAAACUCAAGCCCUGCGCGAGGAUAUGGAACAGGAGGCCCUGGAGCGGCGGCUGAAACGUGAGAAAGAGGAACGGAAGCGCAAGUUCCUCGAGGCGACCAAGGCCAAGGCCGGUCGCUGACCUCGCUUGUGGCUGCAGCCUAGGGUUCUCGAACGGGAUACAUAAAGCGAACAGAAUGGUGGCCGGAUUUCGAGUUCUGGGUGAACUGCUUUUUUUGGGGAUACCAGAGGUGUUUGGCGUUGAUCAUCACUAGAGGGACAUGCAUCGAAGCCUCGCAUCAUCAGCAAGGAGUCUAUGGAUGGUUGGGCAUCGGGGGCGGUCCAGGGCAUAUUACAUAACAGUAGCAUUUUUCACUUUCGCAGUACACAUUAUUCACUUAAUCUGUAGAGAUCAGUCGAUCCGUGACUCCG
This is a messenger RNA of Thermothelomyces thermophilus ATCC 42464, 1724 nucleotides long. RefSeq lists its product as uncharacterized. NCBI's taxonomy places the organism in Eukaryota, Fungi, Ascomycota, Sordariomycetes, Sordariales, Chaetomiaceae. Bases 289 to 1434 code for a protein of 381 amino acids. The transcript is spliced from 2 exons. The record is from RefSeq and is a predicted model, not a curated record.